AUGCCACUUGGUAGGCAUUUUUGUUCUGGGGGCCUCGGGAUGAAGUUGGCAUCCUUGAUGUCAGCUCCAGAGGUUCACAAUGUACCGACAAUGAGUAAACUGACCAGCUCGGAACUUAUUCGCUUGAUCUUGCAGGAAUCUCCACCUGCCAACAGUGAUGAGCUUGGCCAUGUAUUAUCAUUGAUCUUCAAGUCCUAUAACCGCAAGGUCCCAAAAGCAAAGGAUCUUCAAGUUUCGUUGAAGAAAAUCCACCCCGAUACCAGGGUCGAAGCAUUUCAGCAAAUUCAAAAUGAAUCAAUCCUCGUACCGCUUUAUGACACGCAAGCACGCUGUUGGAACUGGCCACUCCCAGAGUCACAUUUAGACAAACUUCCUGGACAAAAAAGUAAGCGGGCAGGAGAGAAGAGAAGAACGGACCAUGAAGAGAGGGAAGGAGAAACUAGUGGAACUACGAAUGAGAAGUCGGGAGAUUGGAUUUUCGUCGAUGACACUGGUACACCUGUUGCCUCUAGCCAGCCUGAGGAUGACGAAAUGUCCGAGUCUAUGAAUGCCAGCUCUGCCAGUGUCCAACACGAAAGUGACAGUGGUGGCAGAACCACAGUACUCCAGCCAUGGACAACGGAACAGAUUUUUGCAUCCUUUUACAAUGUCCUUUCCAUCGCCCUCCUCCUGCGACGGCCUGAACUCGCUCAGAAGCGCAUCUUAUCUCGUGUCUGGAGCGCAUCAAACUCCUCACGCCCAGUACCCGGCAAUGCAAUGGCGCGCAAACCAGACCUCACCUUACUCGAUGAUAUCGAGGCUAGAUGGGACACAAUCAAGGCCGUAUGCGAGCUGACUUCGAGUGCCUACUUACCUUCAUAUCCCCUUGCCAAAACUCUUGACUCCAAGGUGUAUCUGCUUCUCAAACACCAACCGUGGAGACGCUUCGCACUGUUGGUCUCCAUCUGCAAUGGGUAUCGCGAGCUUCGUGUCCACCUAUAUGACCACUCGGGUGGUGUUGUCAGCCCUUGCAUAAACAUCGAUCGAGAGCCAGACAAGUUCUUACAGAUUUUUUCGUCCAUUGUCUUCGGCAAUCUCGAGUGCAUCAGGUUCGACCCCACGAUCAGUAUAUUGAAACACACACUUCACCACACGCAUCGACCCCCUGAUUUCCGCCCCGCCAAACACUCACGCUCACCUGCUCCGCACCAGACUGCUACCUUAGCAAUCCCAGAUGCACUGAUCGUGGAAAGCGAGACCACCACAAUUGAAGAGAUCGUGAACAAACCCCUAUACACCACAGAGGAUGCGGAGCGCAAACCUGCAGCCAACAUCCCUCCAAGCAUGGUCCCCCCCAUAGACGAAGUCCCUGUUGAUCCUCUCCGUGAACCCCUCCCAGAGCCAAUCGGAAAAAUACGAGUCAAUGAAAACACGUAUGAUAUACUCGAUCUAAUAUUCUCCACGCAAGGCCUCGUUGGUCGUGGCAUGACGUGCUAUCUGGCCAGGAAGGACGAUGAAGAGUACAUAAUUAAAGAUCACUGGGUUCUCAGCAGUGAAUCAGAGGUUUUCAACAAAAUUCGUAUGAUGAAGAAGAUGGAUGGGCUCCGUGGUGUUCCUCACCUUGUUGAAUAUUGGCUUGUGGAGAUGGAGCCUGGCGAGGUUGACGAGACGGUGAAGUAUCGUCAAAAUAUCACGCGCAGCUUACAGGGCACCUCCUGUAUGCAUGUUCGCAUGGUUUUGAAGCCCCGUGCGCGACCCUUGUAUCAAUUCCGUUCACGUUCAGAGUUCUUGACUGCGAUACAGGACAUCUUGAAGGUCCAGAAGUUUGCGGUAGAGCAGAGGCAUAUCCUUCAUCGUGAUUGCAGUUUGAACAACGCGAUGAUUGGGGAUGAUGAUGGCGGGGAUGUUGAUAGAUUGGGAGUUUGCUGUAGAUAUCGUACGAGGCGAUAA
This is a messenger RNA of Suillus clintonianus, 1929 nucleotides long. RefSeq lists its product as uncharacterized. The transcript is spliced from 2 exons. The record is from RefSeq and is a predicted model, not a curated record. Bases 1 to 1929 code for a protein of 642 amino acids. NCBI's taxonomy places the organism in Eukaryota, Fungi, Basidiomycota, Agaricomycetes, Boletales, Suillaceae.